Molecule: messenger RNA, 1612 nt
Organism: Bombyx mori (domestic silkworm)
Lineage: Eukaryota; Metazoa; Arthropoda; Insecta; Lepidoptera; Bombycidae
Exons: 5
Coding region: 728-1294 (188 amino acids)
Source: RefSeq, a predicted model, not a curated record
AUGAUACUAAGUUCUUCAAUGCUGACAUCUUUUGUUUAUCACUCGUAGCGUAUAGAAAUGCUAUUUUUGAAUGUUUUUAAGGUGAUUUAGUUCUGAUAUGCAUAAGAGGUGGAUGUAUAUAUGUGCGUAUUGUGUUGCUUUUCUUUUUUGUUUUUUUUUGGUCAACUUAAAUUUCUAAUUUUUGUUAUAUAUUGUAUAAUUGUUUUGUGGUGGCAUUUACGUUGUAGAUGUCUAUGGGCUCCGGUAACCACUUUACACCAGAUGGGCCGUGAGCUCGUCCAUUCAUCUAAGCAAUAAAAAAUAAAUAAAUAAAAAUACUAAAAUGAGGUCACAUCUUACAGUGCCCACAGUACAUAUCGGAACAUAACUUAAAUAAUAAUAUAUGAGUUGACCAUAGAGUUACUUAGGUACUUAUUAACUCCAUGGAGUUGACAUUGGCGGCCAUAGAUAAUACACAAAAUAUUGGCGGGCCGUGGGAGCCACGCGACGCACGCGAUAUUACGCCCCAUGGAUUAUGCUAAAAAUAGUCUAGUUUAACUUAUUCCUUGCUAACAGUCGCGUGGACGACGUUGCACUGGCCACAGCUGGACAAAUAGAAAAUAAAGUAACGUUAUAAACAGUUAAAUCACCAUCUUUAAUUUUUCUUUUCCCGCGUUUUAGGGAAUGUUUUUUUUUUUUUUUAAUAAUUCUUAGUUAAAGUUGUGUUUUUUUUCUCUUUAUUUCGAAAAUGGAAAAGAAGUUCGGUUUUAGAAUAUCAGUGUUGGUAUUUUUGAUAUUAUUUGUAAAUCAGGACAGUGCAAAGAUAACGGACAAUAAAACCUUUGAUAGUUCCGCUGAAGUCAAAUCUCCGAGGAAGAUGACCGACGGUGCGGCAUUAUUAUUCGCGGACGAACUCAAACAAACACUCGAGAAGUAUCUAUUUGGGAUAUGUCCACAGACUUACAAGAUGUCCGCCGCCAAGGGCAAGAAUGCAACGAUGCCCGCCUGCGACCUGGACGAUGAGCAGCAAGACCUGGCUGGAAGAUUCGCUACGCUGGCUCUCCGCGCUCACACAGCUUCUAGGACAGACUGCUCGAGGCUUGCCACGUCCCUGGUGAAUGUCCUCGGUGAUUUAGCGCGCACGGCAUCAAGCAGACAAGUCCUGGCAGCCGCGGCCAACGAAGCCAACAAGAAACGAAAGCUCUCCAAAAGUCAAAAGCUGAAGAUACAAGCGAAGCAGCGGACCGCCCUCGCCGUCAAGAAGAAGGCAGCUGCAGUCGCCGCCGCAGCAGCCGCCAAAAUGACGACUUCUUAAAACAGAACCUUCAUUUUAACGGAGGGCGCGUUUUGUGUACAAUGACGUCAUAGUGCAAGAGUGCGAUGCAAACUCACGAACACCGUUGCGUGAAAGGGACGGAGCGUCUCUCUCGCAUCUCGGCUAUGCAAUAACAAAUAUAGCCUUUAUUUAUAAUGCCUUAAGUAACUUAUUCUACAAAGUACCUACUAAAAAUUAAAUCGCUAAUAAACAUAUUAAUUAAUUAUAAGAUAUACGACAUCGUUUGUAAAUAAUUAUAAGAUACUAACCAUUACUGUUACGUUAAGUUAAAUUUUUGAAUAAAAUAAAUGAAAUAUA